UGGUGAGAGCGCAAGAGGUACUUCCCCAAGCUCCGGCACCCCCACAGGGGUACUUGCCGUGGUCACAGCUCGGGGGACCACGCUACGGCGAGGACUCCUGCGGGUGGCGCGGCGCUCGGCCAGGGCUUGCCGGGAUCCCUCUCCGCGUCCUGUGCGCGGGAAUGAAUACCUCUGGUUAGUGGCAACGAGAAACCCGGAAUUCCUGCCCUGCCACACAAUGACAGGUCUCCGCUGCUCACUGUGACCCCUUCAUGCCUCCAAAACCAGUAACACCUGGGUGACUCAUAUAUACCAAGUUCGGCUGCCAGCAUGAGAUGUAGCCUUGGAGCCUCUGGACCACAGCUUCUGUGUGCUGACCGUGAGGAAAUACUCCCAGAAGACUUCACCUAAAUGAUGUUGGCCUGUUCUUAAUUUUCUCAAUUGAUAGUCCUUCUCCUCAAAUGACUCUACCUUGUGUCAAGUUGACAUAAAACUUACCAAGACAAAAAUCAAAACGAUGUCCUGUUGUUGUAAUUUUGAGACAGGGGUUUGUCCAAGCUGGCUUCACAACUAUGAGACACCUGCCUCAGGCUCCAGAGUGCUGGGGUUGCACAUUUGUGCCACUAUAUUCAGUACAAAAUUGACCUUGUGGCUCACUCAUGUCUUUCUAGUGUUUGUAGCAUUGCUGGCUAAUGUUCUAUGAUAGUGUAUUUUAACCUUUUCACUACAAUAAUGAAAACCCAUAAAGAUGCCAAUUAGUGUGUAGCAAAAAUAAUCAGAAUAAGAUACAAUUCAGUGUUCAUGCUACCACACCAGUGGGAGCCAUUUUUUAAUCUACUGUUUUUAGAGCUACAAUGAGAUUAGAAAAUCUCCACCAAUCAAGAAGUCUAUUUAUUGUGAUGACAGCCUUUUUAAGAGGAAAAACAAGUUUUAUGCGUGGUAGAGUAUAGACAGGUUAAGUAAUUUCUUUUUUUUUUUCUUUUUUCUUUUGGUUUUUCGAGACAGGGUUUCUCUGUGGUUUUGGAGCCUGUCCUGGAACUAGCUCUUGUAGACCAGGCUGGUCUCUAACUCACAGAGAUCCGCCUGCCUCUGCCUCCCAAGUGCUGGGAUUAAAGGCGUGUGCCACCAUCACCCAGCAGGUUAAGUAAUUUCAUAUGGUCACAAUAUUUAAACCCAGUUUUAAAUGCCUUCAAAGUUUGCUUUGUUCAUGUCCCCUCAAAACCCACGUGUUUAAAUAUUAAUAACCAAUGGUUGAGGAGAUGGAACCUUUGAAAGGUGAUCCUAUCCUAGAGCUCAGCACAUAUGUAUGGGAUAGUGCUCCAGCUGCCUUGCUCCUCAUACCAUGGAAAAGCAAGUCCAAUGUGCCAUCCAUGAACUGAGAAGCAGGUUCUCCCGAGACAUUGAGUGUCUGCCCUCUUGAUGUCCAACUUUCUGGUUGCUCCCAGCAUCACUUUGGAGCUGUUGCAGCAGCCUGAAGAGAAUGAGAUACCCAGCCCCUUCUCAUCUCUGCCCGUUAUACCUUACACUUGCACAUCGCAGCCCAUAAUUGAAAGAAAUUAUGGUAGAAGCAAGGUGGUUCAUUGAGAUGGGGGAAGGUAGCUAUGAUUCUUCAGUUUCCUAAGUUUACAGGCUUAACAACAUGGGGAAACAGUAGUACUUGAAUUGUUCUGGAAAGUGGUGGUUCUGGCAUUUUCUGAAUGUACUUAACAUGAAUGAAUUUGUCUUCUUUUGUAAGGAGAACUCAAGUUGCAUUCUGGAGUUGACUGCUCAUGGCACACACUCUUAGAGGAUUCUUGUCGGGACUGAAUUUUUUAUUCAUGUGGCUGUUGAUUAAAGCAGAUAUAGAUCCCUGCAAGCGAGGCACAGUGACUGUCAAGCCUUCCCCUGUGAUUCCACUUGGGUCAGCUGUCAAUAUCUCCUGCUCUUUGAACCCCAAGCACCGCUGCUGGAAUCAUCCUGGUUCUGAAUUAGUCCUCUUUAAGUCUAGCCAAGAAGUCCAUUCCCACAAUGGUCGCUCCUCCACUAUUCAAGUCUCCAACCUUUCCCUUGGUAUUACCGUAUUUGUCUGCCGGGUGCGCUGUCCUCAAACUAGUCAGUACUACUCUGUGUGUGGAGCAGAGAUCUCAGUUGGUGUUGCUCCAGACCCACCUCGAAACCUAUCAUGCCUCCAGGAAGGAGAACGUGGGACUGUGGCCUGUACCUGGGACCCUGGACUAGAUACCCAUCUGGAAACCCACUACACUUUACAGUUAACUGGACCAAACAAUAUGACCUAUCAGGACCAAGGCAGUUGUUGGAAUUGUAAUCGCUUGAGUCUUGGGAUCAGUCUAACGUCUCAUUUAGCUGAAUCCAAGUUCACAGUCAGUGUCACUGCCAAAAAUCAGCUUGGAAACUCUUCUUCAUUUCCAUUUACGUUCACGUUGUUGGACAUAGUGAGGCCUCUUCCUCCGUGGGACAUCAGAAUCGAUUUUCUAAAUGCUUCUGAAAGCAGAUGUAUCGUGCAAUGGAAAGACGAGGGGCAAGUGGUGCUCAAUCGACUCAGAUACCGGCCUUCUAACAGCAUGUCCUGGAAUAUGGUUAAUGCUACAAAUGCCAAGGGAAGAUACAGUCUACAGCAUCUGAAGCCAUUUACAGAAUAUGAAUUUCAGAUUUCGUCUAAGCUGUAUCUUUCUAAAGGAAGCUGGAGCAAUUGGAGCAAGCUACUGACAACACAAACACCAGAGGAAGUGCCUGUUGGGACAUUAGACAUCUGGUACAUGAAACAGAACAUCAGCUCUAACAGACAACAGAUCUCUCUUUUCUGGAAGAAUCUGAGUUCCUCAGAGGCAAGGGGGAAAAUCCUCCAGUACCAGGUGACCUUACAGGAGGUAACAAGAAAAAUUACACUGCAGAACAUUACAGCACACACCUCCUGGACUGGGGUCAUUCCCAGAAUUGGGGCUUGGACUGCAUCUGUGUCUGCAGCCAGUUCAAAAGGCUCUUCUACUCCCACUCGUAUUAACCUAGUGGAUCUGUGUGGCACUGGGUUGCUGGCUCCUUCCUGGGUAUCUGCUAAGUCAGAGAACAUGGACAACAUUGUGGUGACCUGGCAGCCUCCGGGGAAAGCUGUCUCUGCUGUUCGAGAGUACAUAGUGGAAUGGAGGGCUCUAGAACCAGGAAGGAAUGUGAGCUUUCCCCCACACUGGCUACGGAUCCCUCCCUACAACACAACUGCUCUGAUUUCAGAGAACAUCAAUCCCUACUUCUGUUAUGAAAUUCAGGUGCACGCACUGUCAGAGGACCAAGGAGGUUGCAGCUCCACCCUGGGUGACUCCAGGCACAAAGCACCUUUGACAGGCCCUCAUAUCAUUGCCGUCACAGAGAAAAGAAAGAGCCUUUUUAUUUCCUGGUCCCACAUCCCAGCCCAGGAACAAAUGGGCUGCAUCCUCAAUUACAGAAUAUACUGGAAGGAACGAGACUCUGCUGCACAGCCUAAGCUCUAUGAAAUUCCAUACAGACACUCCCAAAACUCAUCUUCAGUAAGCAGCCUGCAGCCCGGAGUGACGUACGUCCUAUGGAUGACAGCUCUGACUGCUGCUGGGGAAAGUCCCCAAGGAAACCAAAGGGAAUUUUGUCCACAGGGCAAAGUCAACUGGAAAGCAUUUGUGGCAUCAAGCAUUUGCAUUGCUAUCAUCACGGUGGGCAUUUUCUCAGUUCGUCCCUUCCGGCAAAAGGCACUUGCUUUCCUCUCUACUCUCAGACCUCAAUGGUAUUGCAGAACCAUUCCAGAUCCAGCAAACAGCACUUGGGUAAAAAAGUACCCCAUUGUGGAGGAGAAGACCCAUCUAUCCAUGGAUCUCUUGAUGGCCUGGCCCACUCCUGAAGAGCCUGAGCCCCUGAUCAUCAAUGAGGUCCUUUACCAAAUGACCCCAGUCUUCAAACAACCCUACUGCCCCAAAAGACAAGGGACUCUAAGUCACUCUACCCCUAAGGAAGACACGAUAUAUAUUGCCUCCAGUCCACUACCUACAGGAACUCUCACAGCUGACACAAGACAACUAGUGAAUCUAUACAAGAUGCUAGGAAGGAGAGAACCUGACUCAAAACUGGGCAACCUCACCAAUUCCUUGACAGUUGCCCCAGUGGACUACCUUUCCAGCCAUGAAGGCUAUUUACCCUCCAACAUGGAAGACCUCUCUCCACAUGAGGACCCUUCAACUGAUUCUUUAGAACUGGAUCACCAACACAUCUCUCUUUCCAUUUUUGCAUCAGGUUCUCUUCGCCCACUCACCUUCUGUGGUGAGAGGCUGACUCUGGAUCAGUUAAAGAUGGGGUAUGACUCCCUCAUGAGUAAUGAGGCUUGAUGCUUAGAAAGUCAGUGUAUCCCAUUAAUAUAAUUACUCCAGUGGUCACCAUCUUUGGUAGUAUCGGGACAGUGCAGACAAGCUAGCUGUCUCUAGUUUCACCAUAUGGACUUGCUGCCUUUGAUACCUUGGGUCUAAAAUUUCAAUCCACAAGAACUUGGACUUUGCUGUUUUAUUUCUUUAUAUAUAACUGUGACCUGACUCCGCCCCCUCUUCUGUAUCACCACUGGGUAAGUCAAGUGUCAUUCUAAAAAUUCUCUUUACAAAAAAGAUGGAACUAAAGAUCCAAAACCUUUUUUCUUAAAAUGCCAAAUUUAAUUCUACCCCCAUCCUAUUCUCUAUAGUGACUACUUUUCUGUAUUUGGUAUUUUCAUUUAAUAAAGUUACCUAUUGCAAUUCUGUACUUCCUUUCCUAACCUACCAAAUUAGCAAUGUGUCCAUACAGCCAAGUCCUGCCACCUGUUUUCAGCCUUUGUUUCCUAUGCAAGUCUAGUCAGCUUGCUCAUAAACAUCACUGCUUCCUGCUACUCUGGAAACUAAGUCUGGAAGAGUAUUAUUGGGCUUUCCAUUACAUUUCUAUUCUACCCUACUAACUACUGUCCAGCCAUCAGCUUUGGCAUCUCUGCACCCAUCAAGUGUCCUUAGUUGAUUGCCAUGACAAGGAUACCUUCCCAGAAGCCAGCCAGCCAGCCUGUUACGUACGGUAUUGUUCAGUUUUCUCCUACCCAACUGCUUUUCUCCCUGCUCCCCAGCCCCCAGAAGAUAGUGAAAUCUUAUCAAAGUUCCCCCAACAAUGCCUCUUCCAUGCUUUCCCUCAUCAAGACUCCCCAUGUCACUUUGAUCUGCAACUUGGCAAAGUCUUCCCAGUACAGUGCAUGUCAUCUGUCAC
This is a messenger RNA of Alexandromys fortis (reed vole), 5211 nucleotides long. It is a transcript of the gene Il12rb2, whose product is annotated as interleukin 12 receptor subunit beta 2. The transcript is spliced from 16 exons. Gene Ontology annotation, cellular component: external side of plasma membrane; signaling receptor complex. Gene Ontology annotation, biological process: cytokine-mediated signaling pathway. Lineage: Eukaryota; Metazoa; Chordata; Mammalia; Rodentia; Cricetidae. The record is from RefSeq and is a predicted model, not a curated record. The coding region runs from base 1749 to 4322 and encodes 857 amino acids. Gene Ontology annotation, molecular function: cytokine binding; cytokine receptor activity.